Molecule: messenger RNA, 1201 nt
Organism: Gadus morhua (Atlantic cod)
Lineage: Eukaryota; Metazoa; Chordata; Actinopteri; Gadiformes; Gadidae
Gene: nr0b2a
Product: nuclear receptor subfamily 0, group B, member 2a
Exons: 2
Coding region: 71-874 (267 amino acids)
Biological process (GO): negative regulation of transcription by RNA polymerase II; circadian rhythm
Cellular component (GO): cytoplasm; nucleus
Molecular function (GO): transcription corepressor activity; transcription factor binding
Source: RefSeq, a predicted model, not a curated record
AAAGGUACCGCAGCACAAGCUCAGAGACAGCGGGUUGUUUGUUUCCACCAGCAUCUCUCCACCUUAUCGUAUGGAGGACCACAGAGAAGAAUCAGACAUGGGUACCGCGUGCCAUUGUACAGAGCACAGAGACAGAAACACCAACGCCAUCCUAUACAACAUCCUCAGCCAAAUGGAGUCCAGGGACCCGCGACAGAGCAACCCGAACCGCAGCCUGUUCUCCCAUCCGUGCCACUGCGACCGACGACGGAGGGUCUGCCUGAAGAAGCCUUCCAAGACCUGCCAGGAGGCGUCCACAGUGCUGGUGAAAACCGUUCACUUUAUGAAGAACUUGCCGGCGUUUAACCAGCUGCCGCUCAGCGAUCAGUUUUCGCUGCUCCAGAAGUGCUGGGCGCCGCUCUUCAUCUUGGGUUUGGCCCAGGAAGGGGUGCGCUUCGAGGUGACCGACACGCCGGCCGACAGCAUGCUGAAGAAGAUCCUGAUGAACCGUCAGGAGAGUGUGGACGCGGAGCGAGAGCAGCCCACCGUGGCGGGCGUCGGUAAACUUAAGUCCUGUCUCAAGAGGUUUGGCAGUUUGGAUUUGAGUCCGAAGGAGUACGCGUACCUCAAAGGGACCCUGAUAUUUAACCCUGACAUACCGGAACUGAACGCGGCUCUCUUCAUCGAAGGCCUGCAGCAGGAGGCCCAGAAGGCUCUGGAAGAGGUGGGACAGCCCCUCCACCCAGACGACCCUGGACGCUUCGCACGCAUCCUGCUGUCGGCGUCCAUGCUGCAGACCAUUCCCCCUACGCUCCUCACUGAACUGUUCUUCCGGCCCCUGAUAGGCCAGGCCGAUCUUGUGGAGCUGCUGGUCGAGAUGCUGUUGUUUAGGUGACGCUGAUGAACGAGAAACGUUCGCACGGUCAAGGAAAUGUUCCCCUGCAAAUGAAGGCGCGCACAUGCACAAAAGAAAUAGGUGAAGGUUUGCGUUGCAUACCACAAUGUCAUAUUUACAUUCGAUGGAAGGUCACUGUACAUGUCUUUAUUGAUUAAAUGAAUUGAGAUCAAUAGUAGCAAACUCUCAAAAAAAAAGUAUGGAAUAAUAGGUUCCACAAAUGACAUGCUUUGGGAUUUAGAAUAGGAUUUGCCUCAUGUUUGUUGUAAAUAUUUUUUUCAAGAUAUUUUUUUUCUUAAAAUAAAUAUAUUUUUUGUACACUAAAAA